AUGUUCGCGCCAUGCGUGUUGCCCGUCGUCGCGCGCGGAGCGUACGUCGCGCCGCUCCGCGCCGGAUCGUCGCGGCGGCGGCCUCGGCCCGCCCGUUCCGUCCGCUCGCGCGCGACGGUACCCGUCCGAUCCGCGUCCUCGUCAGCAGAGUCCGACUUCGACGACCUGAGCGACGUGACCCGCGACGUGCUCGCGUUCCACGCCGCCGAACGCAACGGCAACGGCGAUCGCGGCCGCGGGGGCGAACGCACGGUCCCGCUCGAGUCGUGGGCGGCUCGAUACGGCUGGACCGUCGACGCCGCCGAGCGCGUGUUGUGGCAGGCUGACGUUCCGCUGAAGAGCAGCAUCGGCGCCGGCGACGCCAACCCGAUCGGCAAAAACGUUCGCAUCGUCGACGCCAAGAGCGCGUACGUCGGCGUGUGGCUCGCGUUCGUCGAGGCGGACCACGUCGUGUCGGCGCUGCUGGCGCGGGAGCGAGGGGACCCGAACAGCACCGCCGUGAAGGGAGGCGGAUCGAUGACGAAGAAACAGGCGCUCGACGCCGCGUCUGCACAGCUGGCGACGAGACACGCGGCGUCGCAACCGGAGGGGGGCGGAUGCAUCCAGAGACGAUCCACCGUCGCCGCGUGGGGCGACGUGAUCCGCGCGCUGCGACGAAGGUACCGGAAAGGAGGGGACGACGCGUGCCCGUACGCGUUGCUCACCAAGAAGGUCAAGACCAGGCGAGUGUACCGCGCGGUUCGAGCCGGCGGCGCCGGUUCGUCCUCCGCGGACCUCGCCGGAUGGGAGAUUGUCCUCGGCGCCCUCGAGCCGGACGUCCAUACACACGCGUCUCACCCGUUCGCGGUGGAGGACGCGAGGGAACGCGAGCGGGGUGGGUUCGGCGUGCGCGCCGGCAUCGGCGCCUCGAGCGUGUAUACGAACGACGGAGGCACGGCCGGCGCGGGAUCGACGGACGUCGCCAACAACAUCGCCGCGAGGCGAGCGGCGAGGGCGGCGUCGUGGAAGCGCCGCGUCAACGCCACGUACGAGCUGGACCGGUGCGAUAACCCGUGGGCGGACGAUGACGAGGGCGGCGCGUGCGGGAGGGCGGACGAGGCGAGGAGGCUGGCGGAGGCUGCGGAGAAGCGGCGGAGGUCGCGGCUCGGCUCGUGGUGA
Messenger RNA from Micromonas commoda, 1158 nucleotides. RefSeq lists its product with no specific name. The coding region runs from base 1 to 1158 and encodes 385 amino acids. The record is from RefSeq and is a predicted model, not a curated record. Lineage: Eukaryota; Viridiplantae; Chlorophyta; Mamiellophyceae; Mamiellales; Mamiellaceae. The transcript has a single exon.